Caenorhabditis auriculariae is the source of this 23529-nucleotide messenger RNA. Lineage: Eukaryota; Metazoa; Nematoda; Chromadorea; Rhabditida; Rhabditidae. The record is from the annotation of a GenBank genome assembly.
AUGAGUGUGCCGCGGGAGAAACGGUUCCGGUGGCUGACCGUUAAGGAACGCGUCGCACACGCCUACCACGAUUAUGGGAGGUUUAAAAUUCGAAAAUGGGAAUGAUUUUUUAAACCUUUUUACGUAAAGGGAAAGCUCCAGGGCGAAUUCUAAGUGACCCUUCAAGGGCUUGAGACGUUUAUAUAGUCCAUUCCGAGUCAAUUUGUCACGAUUUUGAUUUUCCUCCGAGCUACAGAACCCUUCCCUUCGAUGCGUGCGGCCUUUCUCUGUAUAUGCGCCUUUAAAUUGGCCUAAAAAUCUGUUAGGUUGAAGGCGCAUACGUGGAGACAGACCGCGCGCAUCGAAGGUGAGCUUCCCGGAGGAAAAUGAAAAUCGGGACAAGCUGGCGCGGAUUGGGCUAUAAAUGAUUUUUAGUCCUGAAAAAACAGUUCGAAAAAAAAAUUGGAAGUUAAACGGAAUUUUGAGAUCAUUAGAAAUAAAAAUAAGGUACGAUUAUAUGAUAUUUAUCAAAAUAAUCGAAGAAAAAUUGAGGAAUUUCACUAAAAAAAUUAUUUUGAACGGACCCUGGCUUUGAAAAAAAUAUUAUAAAAAGUGAAAUUUUGAACUGAUUUCAACGUUUUUUUACGAACUCAAAAGAUACGUUAAAAAUCUGUUCAAAAAGAAAUUUUUUUAAAUUGAUAUAAUUUUUUACAAAGAGCAUUUUUUCCAAAAGAAAAAAAUUAGCCUCCUUUUUUUGUUCAUUUUGAUUUCAGCCAAUUUUUUGAGAAGGGUUCUUUUUCGGAGUUUUCACCAAAAUUUCCUGUUUUUUUCAAUGUUAUUGAAUUUUUAGAAAUGUCAACUUUGAAUAAUUUGAAAAAAAAAAUAACAUUUCAAUAAAAGCUGUUCUUUUUUUUCACAGAUUACACGUUUUUAGAGGACUUAUAAAUUUCCUCGUCGGAAUUUAUGAAAAAUAUCUGUUUUUCAAGUGAAUUUCAUAAACUUUUUUUAUUUUUUUUCCACUUUUAAUUCUCUUUUUAUUCGUAAAAUGGUCAAAGACUUUAGAUCGGAAAUUCUAGCUUCUCUUGUCGGGAUUUACUAAAAAAAUUCAUUUUUUCAUUCGCAAUGGUUUUUCAUUAUUUUUUUCUAACUAGUAUUUUGUUUGAAGAUUAUGCGCGGCUCAUCCAUUCGCCUGCUUGACGAUGUCGAUCAUCACAAUGGCCAUGUUAUCAUAUCCAACUCUAACGCGGCUACAAUUGCCCGUAAAUCGUCCCUUGGACGUGUUUUGGAGCGAGAAUAUAUAUGAUAAAGGUGAGACACUGUCAGUUUUUUUUUUGCCGGUUCACAAAGUUUUUCUGGGAAUUAUAAAGGCGCAUAGAUAAAUUCCUAUGAAAAAUCUCAAACAAAAAAAUUUUUUUCCCGUGUUGUUUCAGGUUAGGGAAAAUGUCCCGCGCCUUUAAAUUUUUAUCGAAGCUUUUUCGAUUGCAAUAUUCUUAAGAUGAUUGUCAUGAAAUUUUUAAAGGCGCAGGGCGUAAGAAUUGAAAAAGUUUUGAUGAAACUAUAUUCAGAACUGUAUGACAAGAACACAAAAAUUCAAAAAAUAUACACAUUUUUUUGAGUAAUUUUAAGGCGCAUGAGUUAAAUUCGAUAAAAACACUCCUUUUUCAGUUUUUUGGAAGUAAUUCACGAUUUCUGUGCCUUUAAAAGUUCAGUGAAGCUAUUUUCAAAUGAACUGUAGUCACAAAACUGCUCCUAGUAAUGUUUGAAAGCGCAGCGUGAAGCCAAAAAAGAUUACUUGUGCUCCAGAAAGCUUGAAAAAUUUUCAAAUAAAAUAGAAAAUACAGUUUUCGAAUGUCGUUAUGUGCAACGAACUGCGAGAAGAAGGCUAUGAAAAAAAUUGAAGAUUAUUGCGUAAAAUUUAUUUCAAUAACUUUAAAGAUAGGCAGUAAGGUUUUGUAAGAAUUCGUACAAGAAUAAAUUUCAAAAAUUUUUUUCUUAAAAUGAAUUUCUCAGGAGGUUCAACGCCUCCAUGGCUCAGUUCUCCACCAGCCGCUUUUCUACAGCAAAUUAUCGUUCGGGCGACUGUUGAACCCUGGAUUUCUGCAAACAUGACCUCGGAGAAGGUAUCAAAUUGUUCAAAAGUAUAAAAAAACAGUAUUCGAUCAAAUUUUGGUAAUAGGAGUAAGGUUCAAAGUUUUUAGGAUUUUUAUAUUGACGCCUAGAAAAGUUCUCUAGUCAAAGUGUCCCAUUCUGCGCAAAGUUUUUACGAUUUUUGGUUUCCCUCGAGCUACAGAACCCUUUUCUUCGAUCUGUGUAUGCGCCUUUAAAAUUAAGGAAAUUUCAGGCACUUAAAGUUUAAAGGCGCAUAGCUUACUUUAGCCUGAAAUUUCCUUAAUUUUAAAGGCGCAUACAUAGGGCACGGCAUUCCUAAUGGGGUGAGGGAAGCGUCAAAGUUUCUGAAUUUACAAAAAAAGCAAAUGCGCGCUCCGGAUAAAAUGACGUCAUUCUAUGUCAUAAGUUGCACUGAGUAUUCAACGUUAAUAACUUUUUUGUUCGAUUGCCUUUGACUGCGUACUUGAGGUUUGAGUUUUAGCGCGGAUAUUUUUUUGACGUCUGGCCACCCCGUGUAGGGAAGGUUUCUAAGCUUGGAGGAUACUAAAAAAUCGUGACAAGCUGGCGCAAAGCGAACGAAAAAAGGGUCCUGACACGAUAAUAAAAGAGAUAGCGUCUGGUUGGUGGAGAGCGCAGACACGCCACGCCCUCUCGUCCCAAGUGAGCCGUGAAUCAGCAUAUAGUCCUUCCGCCGCGACUUGAAAGUUUUCGAGUGUCUGCGUCUCUUUGUUCCCUCACCGACGAGGUCAGAGAAGCAUGAAAAUAGCACUCCAUCCUGAGAAGGUAGCCGAGAGACGAGGAGGGCGCAGAGAAGUCAUUCAAACCGCGAAAAACGGACUCAAUUUCCAGGCAGUCCGCGGCUCACUCUCAACGGCUUUCCGAAUACGAGAAGCUGUCUUAUCCGAGCCGGGACUGGACGAAUCUUGUCUUCAUUUCUCGUCUCCUGCGUCUCCGUCGUUCUUCAUGCCUUCUGGAGGAUGCCUCGUCAUCUCCCCGGCCUCUUUUUGGCUCAACAACCCUCAGAAAUUGAUGGAGGUUGAAAACCAACUUCUGGAAAAAUAAGGCAGUUCCUUUUAAGGACGAAGAUGUUCUGAGAACCAUUUUCGCUACCAACUGCAAUCCGUCUUUUUGCAUCCGAGACGUCCUUCUUGGCGCUCCGACCCAGCAGACGGGAAUCAAGAAGCGUUUCGAAACGAAUCGGAAGCGAAGUGAGGAGAAAAAGAGAGUGAGAGAUUAGCGGUGGCUUGAAGAGACGUCAGAGAAGUGAGCAUUUUUCUCCGGCGUCUCUUCAGAAAGUAUGAUCUCUCGUUCCUAUUCAUUUUUGUAUAUUGAAGCAGGCGUAAAAUUCUCAUUUCACGGCAAAAAAAAACUAUGAUAGGAUGAGAUCAGCUGCAGCCUGAAGAGACGUCAGAGAAGCGAGAGACUAUUUUUCUCCGGCGUCUCUUUCGAAAGUAUGAUCUCUCGUUCCUAUUCAUUUUUGUAUAUUGAAGCAGGUGUAAAAUUAUCAUUUCUCGACAAAAAAAAAAUAUAAAAAGAUGAGAUCAGCUGCAUCCUGAAGGGACGCCAGAGAAGUCAAUACUCUCUCUUUCUCUGGCGUCUCUUCAGGCGAUAUCUUUUUUCUAUCCUGCCAUGCAGAGUUUUUUCUUUAGCUUCCUAAAUAAUCAAAUGAAAUAUUUACACGUUCUUAGGAAUGCCAAAGUAAUCCCUAGAGGGGCAAAAUCUUGGAGGCGUUCGAGUGUUCUCCUCUAGAGACCACCUUAACUCCCCACACCUGAGAUUGCAAAAAGGAUCACUUUAGGGGUUCAAGUUAGUUGCCACUCUAGGGGUGUAUUCUAGUGGUCUCUAUACGUCUUUUCAAACUUCAGAUGAGAAAAAAGACCACUAUAGGGACCAGUUAAGCUUUAAGGGCUGUCCGACCCGAAUCUCCUAUAGAGACUACCAAAAUUUUAACCCCUCUAGGAAUCACUAUGGCAUUCUAAAAUCCGUUCCAACUUCUUUUUUUUUAGCAAUCGAAUACGCGUUGACUGUAUUUUUUGCCCGAUUCAACCCGAAGCUGUUGAAAUCGCUUCGCGAGAACCUCGGAAAUAGUUUUGAACUCGUGGUUUUUACUUCUAUAGGAUUUUUCUGAUUAUAAGUUUCUCAGAAGUCAGCUGGGAAAGAUGAGAAUGUCUUCGUUCACCUCUACUACUGGCCACUGAAGAAAUUCUCGGAUUAUACUCCUCUCAUUGCAACUUAUAUGCUCUUUAUGGUGGGUUGGAGAUGGAGAAAAGGGAAAUUUGAAUCUGAAAAAGCUCCGACCUCCUUUCAGGUCUACCUGUACUUUUCGGCGAGAAAGUUCGAGAUGGUGGCGUCACGAUGGGGACUCGCCUUCGCGGCGGCAUUCACCGUUGCGGCGACUCUCGUCAUGACGACUGGAAUCUGUGCCCACCUUGAUCUGAGCACGACCUUGUGGGGAGCCGAGCUCUACCCUUACAUUGCUCUGAUUCUGGGACUCGAGAAUAUCCUCUGCGUUACGAGGUGGGUUGGAGGCGUCGUUUGAAGGUCGCUAGAGAGUUUUUUAUCUUUCCCUCUUUAGUUCUUUUUCAAACUGCCAAAGUGGCUCCUUAAGAGGCAACCGUAGGGAUACUUAAAAAAGGCUACUCUCUUGAGACUACCUUACCUUUCCCUAAAGGGGCAAUAGAGCUUGUGAAAGUGGCACCUACAGGGGACAUGCUAGUCGAUUAUUUUCAUGAAAUCUAUGGGAAAAAGCUCGAAACCGUGAACCUCCAUCGAGACCGUAAACUACUAUAAGGACCACCUAAAUUCCAACCCUCCAGGGAGCACUAUUUCGUCCCCUAUAUAAGCAGUUUCUUCCCCUAACCCUUCUAGGGACCACUCUGGCGUUCCCAAGAGAUCACUUUGAUGUGCUGGAUAAAUAUUUUCGAAAAAAUUACCUUGUAAGGAGGUGAGUUGUCAUGAAAAGCUUGACUCACUGAAGCUCAUCAAUAAAUUAUUUUUUCGCGAAAAAUGACAGAAAAUAGAGUUUUAAUGAGCUGGAGUGGAGGUUUUGAGAUGUUUGAAUACUGACCUAUCAGUCUCAGAAAAGGAUUCUGACUUUUUACAAAAUGACGAAAAAUAUCUCAUCAUUUUUGUAAAGAUCAACCUAUUUUAAGAUCCGUGGUCUACACGCCACCAUCUCUGGACGUUUCUUCUCGAAUCGCUCACGGACUCUCGCAAGAAGGCUACAAAAUCACCAAAUACUUUGUCCUGGAGCAAUUUUCCCUUCUUUGCGGCUAUUUGACCGGCGUCGGCGACAUUCAGGAGUUCUGCUGCUUCAGCUCGAUCUGUCUCAUCGUCGACUUUUAUAUGCAGGUAUACUCUUUUCCACAGACCGUCUGACCUGUCUGCGCUCUCUUUUCUCUCAACGAGGUCAGGAAAAAAAUAAUGAAAAUAGCAUUUAAAAUGAGAGACCGAGGGAAGAGAGAGGGAGCUCAGAGAAAUCAAAUCUUGACGGUUACAGGGAAAAUUUUUAGUGGUCACUUAAGAGGUUCUUCAAGGGCUACUUGGAGAGGAUACUAAAGUGGCCACUAGAAGCACCUCUUUGCGUCUUAGUGGCCACUGGGAGGAUUAAAACCACAUUGAUUUUUUGAAAGAGACUAAAUUUUAGCUUCUUAAGUGGCCACUGCCUUGACUACUAUAGUGCCCACUAAAACUUCCCAAUCCUUAAGUGGUCACUGAAAGUACCACUGAAAUUUUUCAACGAGUUGAAACAGUCUGACCUGUCUGCGCCCUCUUAUCCCUAAGUGAUAAUGUCGAAGGAUCAUGGAAAUAGCAUGUGAAAAUGAGAGAGAAUCACUUAGGAAAAAGAAAAAUCCGAAAUUUUGAAAAUUGCGGCUGUUACCACUACUGCUAUUGGCUCAAAGCGUUGCGGAUUCACUGCGUUUUUUUUUUCUAAUAUUGGUAUCUAAUUUUAGCUGCGUCCGACCUCGAGCGACUUUCUCUAAGUUCUAUAGGAUGCGAUCGGGCGUAGAAUUACGGUAGAGCCAAAGUGGGCUGGGAAAAAAAAAAAACCUGUUUAGAGCUCUUUUUGAAAGAAAUAUGGCAAAAAAUCGUUGAAUAUUUCUGGGAAUUCUUGAGUUUCGUUUUUUUAUUUUGAUAAACACUAAACUCGACCAGCUGAUGUCAUGAAUUUUUGAGUUAUCGAAGUUUUAAAAAAAUUCAUACUUUGCUCGAAAAAAAAAACCUAUUCAAAGUGGAUAAUCCAAUCAAAAAACUGUAAAUUAGCCUCCCAAUUUUUCAGCUCUUUUUCUAUGCCCCCUGCCUCACUUUCGACCUGCAACGGUUGGGAUUGGAGGAGAAACGGCGAUUUGCUGAAAUGCUCUUCUCUGCGGAAAUACCUCGCUUGAAAAAUUAUGCCCCGGUUAGGUACUGUAAAUAAGAGAUAAUGACUCGAUUUUCUAUAAUUUCAAGCUGUCCAAUGAGGAAAAUCUGGCCGACGCUGUUCGCCAUGAAAAAAAUCCAGAAACGCAGACUUUCCGAUUCUCAAAUCGAAGAGCGGGAGCUGAUUCCGGCUGGCAGGACUAGGAGGGGUAUUUUUUGAAUUUUGGUGCUACGAGAAGAGAGAGUUUUCCAUUUCCGAAGAUUACUGUAGACGGAAGUCCGCAUUCUGAGGCUUUGUGUGUUUGCACUUUUUUUUACUUUUCACUUUCAUUUUUGCAUUUUUAUUUAAAAUCUAUGGAAACGAAAAAAAAAUGGCAAAGAACUUCGCAUAAAUCAAGCAUACAUUGAAAAAUUGGAAUUAAGAAGUAUGUAGUCUGUUCCGAUUUUGAAUUUCAAGUACAACGACGUCACUAGAAAGCGCUUUAGGAUGGCUCGCUUCCUGAUUGGUUUAGCCAUCAGGGGCGGAGCUUGAGCGGCUACGACAUUUUGAAUCUGAACUGACUAUACGGGAAACUUGAAAAACAAAACGUGGAGAUGGACGUCACGCAAAAAAAGAUGCAAACUCACAAAAUAAACACGCUCGGAAUGCGGACUUCCACAUACAGUACCCUUCGAAAAUGGAAAACUCGCUACACCUGAUUCCUUGUGUAGCUUUCCCGUUAACAAGAUAUUAAGAGUACAAAAGGUCGUGCUCAACGACCGGACACCCUGAGUUUGAGAGCACCGAGCUCAAGUCGGUCAGCGACGAUUCCAAGAGCAAUCGCCUUCGUUUUCUGUAUUUUAUCACGCGAACGAGAAUCAUUCAGGUUUUCUUUUAGUGAAAAGGAUACGUUGAUGAAAAAGUUAUUUUCAUGCUAUUUUCAAACUGAAACUCAAAAAUUAUCUCUGACUUUCCAAAAUUUAGUUAUCUUUCUCACUUUCGAUGGCUAUUUUGAAUUUUGCGGAAUCUCUUUUAACAUGGAAUUAAAAUACAAUGAAUAGUACGUCAAAUGACGAAUUCAACGAAUUCUUUUAUCGCAAGACAACUUGAAAAUAGAACUUAUGAAGAAGAUGAAACGGGGAGUAAUGUUAAAAACCGAAAAUUUCCUGUAGUUUGCAACGGCGCGCACUUUCUUGGAAGUUGUGUAGAUUUACGGAGGGAAUCGAUUUUUUUUUUCUAAUUUUUUCCCUAUUUUCUGAUGAAGCUUACUGGGUCUCAUGACACCUUAUUUGAAUUAUAAUAAAUAUUUUCCAGCGAACAAUCAUGGUAGUUUUCGCGGUUUGGGUCUUCUGGUUGGCGUUUAUAGUUCGAUCGUGGCAAUAUCAGCCAACGAGCCUUGAGAGUGGGUUUUUGAAAGAAUUAUUUAUCGCAAUCUGAGUUUUCUCCUGAAAACCACCUGUCCAAUAUAAGAAGAUCAGUGAGAUCUGAAAUUUUUUUACUUUAAGAAGAGAAAAAUUCUGAUUUAAUGACGUAAUUUCGGUUAAUUUUUGAUGAAAAGUUCAUCUUAGAUUUAUUUUUCAUUUGAAAAAAGGUUUCGCAGGGUGAAAUUCUAAAAUUUUCUCGCUUUUUAGGAUCCAAUUUGGAGUAAAAAUGGCUUCACUUCUCUGAAAAAUUGACGUCACGUCGAAGGGAAAUGUGACGUCAUUUUCAUAGUUAUGACGUCAUUUUCAUGAAAAUUGUGACGUCAUUUUCAUAGUUGUGACGUCAUUCUCAUGAACUUAUGACGUCAUUUUCAUGAAAAUUAUGGUGUCAUUCUCUUGAAUUUAUGGCGUCAAUUUCAAAAAAACAUGACGUCCCUCUCAUAAAAUUAUGACGUCCCAGCGUAUAAAAAUUCUUGAAAAAUUCCCAGAAGCUUUCUCAAAAAUUUUUUUUUUCGUGAGUAGUAAAUGAGUCAUUUUGAGCUGAUAUCAUCUGAUUAUUUUCAUUUUAUGACGUCACAUGUAAACUUUUCCAGAUGAAACAACCACCGACGCGCUAGCAUUGCAUCGGCAACUCCAUAGAGCCAAUUUACAGUUUCUCGAUUGGCAGAAAAGAACUUAUAAAUGGUUUUUUUUGUUUGUUACGAAGCCAAUAUUUUUUCGAAAUUUAGGUGGCCAAUGCUGGCGGAUAACUACAAUAUCACUCUGCCGUCGCGUUAUCUGACUUUUUUGCCGCCGAUCGUCUUGAAGGCUCAGGUGGGUUUCAAUCCCUAAUGGAAAGAUGAAUGAGUAUUAAAUAAUUUGUUGAAAAAUCGUCAAUUUUUUUUUGAAUUUAGGUCUCACCAACGGACCAGCUGAUGGAAAGAAUAAAGCCAGUUCAUUCAAAAAUUGAUGAAAAAUCUUCAGAAACGCCAGUUUUGAGGUUUGAGAGUUUAAAAGCUACAAUAACGAAAAGAAAACUUUGGAAAGUCUGUGAAAAAAUUUUUUAAAGUCAGUCAAAAAAAAAUCCAUAAGUUUUCACGUCGACAUUAAAGUAGUUCAACGCGUAAGGCUUAUGUUCCAAAUAAAAGAUCAUUUUUAAAUGCACCCGACUGAAAACGGUUUGCGCUUAGUACCAUUGAAAAGUUCAGGUUACUUUUAGCCGACAAGUUUUUCAAAUUUAGCGAUCCUCACGCGUUGAGCCAUUCCAAAUGCCGUCCCACUUCAUAAAAAUUCACUUUACUGUAAUGGCCUCAUGCGUCGCGGUUAACUCGUAAAGUCCCAGUUUCGAAGGAAAUAAGAUCAUUUUUAAAUGCACCCGACUGUGAACGGUUUGCGCUUAGCACCAUUAAAUCGGAUUUCUUUUAACCGCCUUAAAGUAGUCAGACUUACUGGACAAAAAAGUCUCAGUCUCUUUUCAGUCUCACUUCAAGCCAUUCCAAAUGCGGUCAUCUUUUUUACAAUUCAAACUUUUUUUGGAGACUAAAGAAGUUGGCAUUAAAAUUAUGUUGUAUAAAUCUUCAUUUUCGGGUUUUUAAGGAGCAGAGAGAAAUCUGAGAGAACGCUUUUUCUGUAAUUUUUGGGUUUUCAAGGCUUUCUUCUCCUCUGAUUUAGUAAAAUACUAUUUUUAGAUCCAAGAUCGAUUGGCUGGAAAUGCGACUGACAAUGUAUUUGGCGGCUUUUUGGAUCCUUUUGCUCUUCACCGUUGGAAUGUUCUUUGCCUACGUCUGCUUCCGCGAUCGGUGGAAGUUUGGAGCUGGCCGGGUUCAGGUGAAACGGGAAAGAUAUACGUGUGUAAAAGGGCGCGGAACACGGGGAAAAACAGCCGCGAAAAAUGAAAAUUCUCUUGUUUAAAGGCGCUCCAUGGCUCUUCUUUUUCUAAUUUUUCACAUACGCUGACAUAUGGCUCCUAAAGGUCUCCACAAAAUUUUCUCUGACACACGCUAUUUCGUCGUUAUCUAGCUGCGAGAAAAGGAAGAAAUACUGUGGGUUAGAGAAAAAGUUUUGGCGAUCUUUAGGCCUCGAAACGGAUACAGGACGUUUCCGAUCUAGUGAUCCCUUUAGCGACCUCUGAACGCUAAAGUGAUCUCUUCAAAUGCUCAAAAACAUCCGUUUUGCGUUACCGAGGGCCAGUGAAUUUUUCAGAAGACUUUUUUGGAGAAAAGGACGUCGAAGAAGACAUUUUCCAGCGGAAAAUCACUUUUUUAAUAUUACGCAACGAGUCAAACUUUGUCAAAGUGUUUGCUUUUCAAUCAAAAAAAAAAGAUAUUUUUCACUACUUUUUUUUGAAAAAAGUCAUGUUUUUCGAGAAUGUGACGUCGAAAAAGAAGUUUAAAAUACUUGAUGAAUCAACUACAAAAAUUUUUAGACCAAUAAGAUUCAACAAACAAGAAGAAAAAUUUUUGCAGGAAGCGACAGUUUCCAACAAGCAUCAAGAAGGCGGCAACGCCAAUAACAAAUCUUUUGUUGAAUCGGUUCCUUAUCCCCGUUUCCAGCUUUCAAAGAAGAAAAAAAAAAUUCAGCUACCAAUCGUAUUUUCCGGUCAUCGAUUCCCAAUCGAAACGGUGGGAAUCGAUAAGCGAAGUAGCUCGAAAAUAUUCAUCUCUUGCUGUCAGGAAGGCCGGGUUUUCGUCUGGAAUGGAUCCACUGGUGGGUUUCCUUGGAAUCAAGCUUUGUAUGCUUGGUAAAAGGCAAAAAAAUUGACCUUUUAGUAGAUAGAAAAAGUCGCAGUAACUAGGAAAAAAGUUUGGUUUCGAAAAAAGUAUUUGAUUUUUCAAGUAGGAGCAAGACGACCUGAAAAAAGUUGCUCCUGAAGCUUCUCUGAAUGGGAUUACGUUGAAAAUAAUUUUUUAACAAGGGAAAGAAGGCUUCCAAAACGAAGAAGAGCAGUCAUUUUAAGAGAAGCGACCGUUUGCAAGUCGAAAAGCUCGCUUGAAAAGUUAGAGAAGUUUGCUUUCAAAAUAGGCUUUUCGCAUCAUAGGCAGAGUCGGAAAGGGUCCAUAGAAAUGUUCCUUUUAGGAUGACAAAGGCUCCUUUUUUGUCGCCUUUUUGCCCCUGUUUCUCGGCCCUUAUGCACCAUUUUUGAAGCCUCUAACUUUUUCCACCAAUUCUUGACUCUUUAAAUUUACAGAAAAAAAAAUGGCUUUUUGCUUCCUUGCUGCGGCCUUUUUUGAGCCUCUCCCCUUUAGUGGCCAUUAUCCAGCGUUUCAACUUUGAUCAAGACUGUCCAAGUUUUGAAUGUCAAGUACAAUGGCGUCACUGAAAAAAUUCUCUGCGGAUGGCUCGCUCUGAUUUGUUUAUCGCAAUAUUAGGGGCGGAGCUUGAGCGACGGCUUGACAUUCAAAAUCUGAACAGACUAUAUUUUAAUCUUCGGAAGGAACUGUUCCUUUAAGAAGUCAACGAAUAGCCUCAAAGAGGAGCAUUAGCUGGAACGAUUAGCAAAUUAAAAAAAAAGUACUUUUUUGAGACGUUAAGGGAGCAUAAGAAAGGUUUUUUCAAAAAUUGUAUUUUAUUCCCAUUUCUGGGUAGUAUGAAAUCCUCCUCAUUACUGAUCAUUUUGUGAAUGAAUUUAUCAAAAAUUGCCUGAUUUUUCUUCUAUUUUUUCUGCAGGAGAGCUCGUGAAACGGCUGAGUCGUCUUCGAGUCGUCCCAGACGCCCAAGCCGAGCCUCCGACCCCGCCACGAGUCUGGACUCUAGCCUUACAGUAAUCCUUGUUUUAUGUCCCUUUUUCACGAUUUGAAAGGAAGAGGCCUUUUUGAGUCCGCUCAUGUUGACGGGCUAUUCUCAUUUUUUUUCAGAAACGAAAUCGCCAUUCUGGGAUGUGCCGACGGAAGUGUCGAGAUCGCCAGCAUCGACAGGAAUAAACUGAUCGGCGUUUUUGUUCAGUCGCCAGUUGGCAUUACUCAUGUUGAGGUACACACUUUGAACCAUACUCGGGCUAGUUAAAGUCAUAAAGGAAAUAAAAAAGAUCCAUUUUCUUGACUAUGCCUUUUUCAUGCUGUUCAUUGAUGUCUUCUCGGUUACAGAUGUUCGAAAAUCGGGUGAUUUUGGCCCGUCUUGAUGGCAGCAUCGAGUUUUUGGACGUUUCUUACGAGGUAGAGCAGUUUUUUGUUUGUUAUAUAAGUUUUCAAACACUGAAAUCACCUCCCAUUGUUAGGGAAUUAAUGCGUUUGGAAGUUAUUAAAAAGGUUUUCAUCAUUGAAAUUCAGUGUUGUUGAAAAUUUAGUUCUUUUUUUCGAGUUCAGAUCACGUUUUUUUGAAUGAAUCCUCGAACUUCCAAGUCUUUUUGCAAUAACACUUGAAUACAAAAAAAGCGGAAAAAAAAAUCCCCGUGACAUUUUCGCGUGCCUGCGUCUCUCUGUUCCCUCGCCGGUGAGGUCAGAGAAGCAUAAAAAUAGCACGUCAACAUGAGAGAGUCGCCGAGAGACGAGGAGGGCGCAGAGAAGUCCCUUAAAAGUCCCGAGAAACAAGAUCAUUUUUCUCUCCUCCCUCAUUUCAAAAUCUAGGACUCACAACCCCUCCGCGUAAAGAAAAUCAACGUGAUCCGGACUGUGAGAGCCCACCAGAAGCCAGUCUGUCGGAUGAUCACCUACAACGCGCAGCUGAUCACGUCUUCCUUCGACAGAACCAUCAAGAUUUUCGAUCUGAAGACGACCGAACUCGUCAACGUCCUUUUGGCUCACAACAGCGGCGUUCUCGACUUGGCUGUGGAUACCGAUGAAAACGUAAAAAUAACCAAUAAAACUCGAAAAAGACGAGUUUCUAGGUUCUAUUCUCGUCGUGUGAAGACGGCGUGGUCUGCUGGUGGGACCUGGUCACCGGAAAGCUUAUUCGCUCCAUCGACAAUAAUUAUGCGGGUUAGUCUGAAACUGGUAAUGGAACUUAGGAACGCCAGAGUGGUCUCUAGAGGGGCAACCUAAAAGCACUUGAAGAGCCCCUCUAGGGACCACCUUAUUUCCGGUGGUAUGAAAAUAAUCCCUGCCAUCUCCUACGGUACCGAAGUUUGACCAGACUCGAAAAAAAAUGCAACCGCCCUACAAACUUCCUACUGCGCACUGGAACGUGCUCUCAUCGGCACCCCAAGCAGUGGGAAAAAGAACAGAGCACAGACCUCCGUCAACUGUCCCAAAUCCGGGAUCUAGAAGAGCACAUACAGCGCGGGGAACAUCGUUGGGGCGGCCACGUCAUCCGCAGAUUCCACUGGAUUCCGAGAAACAUAAAGCGCCCACCGACCAGAUGGACGGACUACUUCCGCAAGAACAUCAGUCAGCCAGGCCGCCACUGGAUGAUCGUCGCGCAAGACCGAGCCGCCUGGAGAACGUGUGGUCCACGCUGAGAACACUAUCAACAAGUCGCCGUUUGAAUUUUCACUGUUUUUUUCAUACCACUUGCCACUUUGAUGGUCCAUCUUCGCUGAUGUUCUCAGCGUGGACCGAAAAUUAGGAGGGAAAAAGUCGGAAAGUUCCCUAACGAAAAAAUCGAAGAAGUCGCCGUUUGAAUUUUCGCUGGUCUUUUUUUCAUACCACCUUAUUUCCACUAAAAGUGGUCCCUAUGGGGGUUUAGUUAGUCAUGGAGUGAAAUUUGUUGAUGAUACCUGGUUAGGUGUAAUAAGAGGUCGAGUUGAUCAGUGAGUGGCGUCGUCGGCGGCCUGACGACGUCGGAUGCGGUGAGGAGAAGGCGGGAGCGGCGGUGCGGUCGUGAUUAUUAAAUUGAUGAUCAGUGGAAUUAGACCCUUAUAUAGUGGUCUAAUCUUCCACGUGAUCUAUUUCUCAGUCACGCCUCAUUUACAUUCUCAACAAUGAUACAUUUCUUUCAAAAUUUGUCCAGUGGAGCGCAAAUCCUCUUUAAAUUCGAUUAACUUUUUUCAAGAAAUCCCCCUUUGUCCCUAUUUUAAACAUGAGAAAUUGUAUUAAGGGUAUUAUAAAGCAAUUAUCGAAUAAUUUCCCAAGCCAACGAUGAAUAAACUAUCGAAGUAACGUUAGAGCGCACUUGGUUUGAUAAGUUUAGGAAAAACACUUUUUUUUCCAAAAAAAAGAGGUUUCACAAGCUCAAACGUCUUGUUCUUCAGGAACAUGCCAAAUCGCCUUGACAUCCUCAUAUCUGCUCGGGUUUUAUGGAAACGCCCAAUUGUACCUUUGGUCCCGCCCCAACGGACAACUCGCCUCGAGGAUCGCCGAGGCUACAAAUUCUGGAUUUGUUCGUUAGUUCCUCUUCAAGAGGGAUCAUUUGAGUACCUUCAAAGUCUUUACAGUACUAUUUAGAAAAGAAUCAAAUCCUCCAAUUAUGCUCAGUGAUUCUUUCUUUUUGCCUCAGUCAUAUAGUUAUCACUUUAGUGUUUUCGAGACCUUCACUAUGCUCUUCUGAAACAUCCCAACGUUCUAGUUUGUCUUGGUGAUUGUUUGAUUUUAAGUGAGCCGUUGAGUGAUUACUGAUUACUAUAGGGAUGUUUAUAUUUCUUUUACUCUCUUUUGAAAAGAUCUCAACAUUUCCGUUUCUCUCAGUGGUUUUUAUGAACGGACGGAGCAGUUAAGUGAUGUCUUGAAUAGUUUUAAGAUUUGCAUUAUUCUUUUUCGAAGAAAACCCAUCCCUUACAGUUUUACUUUUUUUUUAAAUUAUAACCGAGACGUUAAGGGGUCGCUCAAGAGGUGUUAGAUCCCCUUGAAAAACAGCUUUUCCUCGCUUUUCUGAGCUUUUUUCUCAAGCUUUUUUUUCAAUUUUUCAGGGCGACGAGUCGAUGUCGGGCUGUGGGAUCGUGGCGUUGGACGAGAACAUUGCGGCUACAAUUUCCGGAACAAAUGUCACUUUUUGGGACAUUGCCCAUAGAGCAAUCUUGCGGCAGGUGGGGAAACAGCCUUUUUUAUCGUACUAGGAUCAUUUUCGUGAAAAAUCACUGCGCCUUUAAGUUUUGACUCAAGCAAAAAGUGAAUAAAGACUUUUAACUUUAGAGGUCUCAUAUGGAAUAUUCACCAUAUGGUCACAGUAAUCGAAAAUAUUUGAAAAGUUCAUUAAAAUUCAAUUUUUCAUCUUUGAUCUAUUGAAAAACCCCUUUUUUCACGUGACCCCUGCGUGGUAUAUUUACCUAAAAUCUUACCAUUUGUUUUCUUUUGGCCCCCUUGAAGGCUCGAAAAGUUUUUCGAACCUAAAAAUGGCUUUUCCAGGUUGAUAUCGGUUGUACAAUCGGCUCAAUUCGAAAAUUGGACGAGAAAAGCGUUCUUUGUUUGGCUUCCAAUACAAUGUUCGCAGUAAAUGUCCCAGUGGCUCGCAUUAAAUGAAAAUCGUUCAUUCAUAAUCGUUUUCUGUGGUUUUUGAAAGGGCAGGGACAUCUUGAAUGGCUAUUCCCUUCAAGACCUAUGCUCCUUUAAAAAUUCCAUAAAUUUUUGCCUAGACCAUUAAUUUAGUAUGCCCAACACUGUUCAUAAACUGCUUAUUGAUCACUAAAAAUGUUUUUCGCUCUGAGACCUUUAUCGAAUUCUUUCAUGCUCCUUUAAACAAUUUUCUCUAUUUUUAGAUUUCUAUUCCUUGUGUAAAUUUCUCUUGUGCCUUUUUGCCUCCGUGUGCCAUAUUUUCGCUCAUCUUGCUCAAAAAUUCACUUGCUAACACGUUUCCUCAGGUUUCACCUUUCCAAUAAAAUAUUUCCAUUUUUUUCUUCUUUUUGUCUUUUCUGGUUGGUUUUGAACCAUUUUUGCAUACCUUUUGUUUUUUUUUCCUGAAAAAUGAUGAUUCAUGAGUUUUCUUAACUUGGUUGCUUUUGUUUAGCGAAAGCAAGGUUUCGAGCGGCAUUGAAAGGUUCAAAAUUCCAUUUUUCUCGAUUUUUCUUUUCGAGUUUCUCAAAUAACUUGAAAUUUUAUGAAAUCGAUCAAUUGAAACCUGUUUUUCAAAGUACUUUUGAACCUUUUUUAACCUUUGUCGAAAUAUUUGCUACUGAACCAUUUCAAACUUAAAAUUUUUGAAUUUCAAAACACACGCUGGAAAAAAAAGGAAAUAUCCAAAUAGUAAACUUAUUUUCUUCGAUAAAAAAAAACCAGAAUGCCGAAAAGUAGCAAAAAUCCCUUGUAAAAUGGCGAAAAUGCGAAUUCCCAGCUCCUGUGUCGAUUUACUAUUUUUGACGACCAGAGUACGUAGCACAGACGCACUUUUGCAUACUCUACAUUCGAAAAAAAUUUUCAUUUGUUUGCUUUCUUUGUAUGAUUUCUUCUUGCUUCUUAUGAUAAAUUACUUGUGGAAAUGACAAAAUGCAAAUCAUUGGCUCCUGUGUCGAUUUUUUUUGAUCUAUUUGAUGAUAUUUAUGAGAUUCUAUCGAGAAGAAUUUUUUUUUCCGCUUUUUUUCAUUUUUACAAUUUCAAAAAUUUUUCUAGCAUAAUGUCGGAUACAACCUAUCCAUUCUCCGAAUUCUUACGUCAACACAAAGAUCAGUUGAACGCGAGUGGCGUUCCACCAGAACUCUGGAACGGCCUCUACAAAAAGCUUCUCAAGGAGGUUUGGACAGGAAUUUUCGGAGGAAAUUUUAAAUUUAAAUUUAGAUUUUUGACGCCGGGGAUCACUUCCAAGUGCUCUGUGAAAUGGGCGACGACGGCAGGAAGCAGUGCAAAGUUUACGCCUUGGACGAGAUGCACAACGUCGACGAGGACAAGUUAGUAUUAUUUAUAUUUUUUUGAGUAAUAUCAAUUUUAUUUCUUGAAAGUAAUCUGUAAUAGGAAUAUAUCUGUCAAAAUCAAGUUUUAAAUCAAACUUCAUGCAGUUUUUAGACAGGAAAUUGCCAAAUUUUGCUCCUUUUUUUCGAAUUUUCUUGAAAUUUCGGGAAUAUACUUUUUAUCUAUUCUUCCUGUAUAAAAAUUUCCAUCUCGGAGUUUCAUGAUUUAGUCAAAAUCCCGCGUAAAUUGGUUGAAAAGUUGAAAUUUUUUUUAUAUUUUUGAUGUUGUGAGUGUAUUUUUUUGUUUUUAAAAACCGUUACGGAUAUUUUCAAGGCGGUCGAAAAAUUGAAUAAACUUGAAAGUUCUCCUGAAAAGCUGUUCGCCACGAAACCGUAAUGAAAAAGUUUUCUAUGCUGCUAUAAAAAAAUAUUGAAAUUAUUUUUGAACAAGGAUUAACAUAAUCUACCAUUGAAAAAAAAUUCUUGAUGCCGAAAUAUCUCAAACUUCAGACUGUGACCUCAUUGAAGAUCUCGUUUCAAUUUCAUUAAAAAUUGCCUUACAGCAUUUUCCUCAUCGACCACAUGUGGACGUUCCGAGCCCACGAGGCUCGAGAAGACCUGGAAAAUCGUCCUCCUGGCCUCCUCCAAAGAAUUCGGAAUCUGUGGACCGUCGAGAAGGACGACGGCACCGACGGCGAAGAAUCCGCCGAGGAACUCGUCUGUCGUGGCGACGACGGCAGCACUCGGCCCAAGGGAGAGGGAUCGGACGACGGAAGUCGGCCUGGUGAGAUCUGACGUGUCGACUUAUUCACGGCUAGCCUGAGAGGCGUGACCUGUCUCUGCCCUCCACCAACCUGUCACUGUCUCUUUCACUAUCGUGUCAGGACCUUUUUUUCGAUGGCUUAAGCCAGCCGUGAAAUAGCUAUAUGACGGGAUUUCUUUUUCUGGCUGUUUUCAAUUAAAUUCUUCCCCAGGCGGGACCGAAACCUCCACUUUUACCAUGUGACGUCAUGAAACACAAACUCAACAAAAAAAAACUUAAAGGCGCAUGCGACAGUAACUCCAUGGGUCAUGGGACGAACCGAUUUCUAACUAAAUGACGCAAUUUUCUGUGCUAGAGCGCCGCAGUGCAUGCACCCGACACACUGUACUUUACGAAGAAAAAAAAUUGGCGGUGCGUCGUUAAAAAAAACGCCGUGUCUUCUUGAAGACUUCCGAAGUAGAAAAUGAAGAAGGCCUGAAACUCGGUUUCAGGAACUCCCGGAGCCGAAAAGCCGUCUCCCAACGACGUCGACGAUGCCCUGAAAAUGGUCUGGAAGUACGCCCAGACCUACUCGAUUCGCUUCGAAGUACGUAGAGUUCUUUGGAAAGCUUUAUUCCACCAACGUUCCCAGGGAGAUCGAGAAGCCCAACCGACUUGGUACUUGAUGGACGAGUUUGGGAUCUCCAUCGACCAUUCCUUGACGCCCAACGCUAGAGUCGUUCCCUUUUUCUGCGUUCCAGCCGGCUUCAGCUACAGUGUCUUGUUCUUGACAGCUCCUGUCAAGGAAAAUGGUGAAUAUCGGUUGAAAUAGUGGUACCCUCUAACGACAACUUCCCCAAUCCCUAUAGUGGCCACUAAAGCUUGCAAAAGUGGUUCCUAUAGGAAAUUUAGUUAGGGUCCCCUAUAGUCACAUGCUAAUGAAUGAAUGUUCUGAAUAAUUAGGCGUAUUUUUCUAAGGAAAUCGGAAGACUCCUGGAGGGCCCAUUUUAGCUUCAAUAACCCCUUUAGGGACCACUUUUUUGGCCCCUGUAGGGGCUCUUUUCCAUCCUAACCCCUAUAGGGAUCACUCUGAAAUUCUUAAGUUAUGAGAAAUUUGAAUUGCCGCCAGAAGGGCAUUUUAGAGAAAAGUUGCCCUGUGGAAAAGAAGCGUUGUCAUUUUUCGAUUAUAUUCUUUCUGUUGAUCUCCUAAAAAUCUUCGAGAAAACCAAUAAAUGUUUUUUAUGAGUAUUAGAUUACGGUAAGCAGCUCGGUGUACACCGAUAUUCCGCUGUCUUGGUGGGAAAUAAACUUGUGUUUUUUUGUGGUUUCCAUUGAUCUUUCAUCCAUUUGUUUUUUCUUUUCUUUAUUCCUGUCGCCUUUCAACUUUUUUAUCCAUAAAUUCAUUGCGCUUAGUUGCUGAAAGAUUUUUGAACUGAAAGCGAGAUUCUGAAGUUCCCUCUCUGACCAUUAAUUUAGAAAUUCCCAUUCUCAUUCAAUUUUUUCACCCUACAACUCCAAGUAACAUUCAGAAGAAAUCACGCGCAACUUCGCCGAAGGAGCUCUUCUGAAGAGCCACCCUGAUUGGGCCGAUUAUCUUCAGCUUCCUUGGGUCGAGAAGGACUUCUCCGCGGAGUCUGACAAGCAUCCGAAGCCGUCCGACGAGUACUUUCUGGUAUUCUGAAGGGUCUUCUCAGGUUCAAAUGAGUUGAAUGUAGUCUGGUCGGACCCCUGACGAAGUGCCGACGGCGGAGCAGCAGGCGACCGCCGUUUCCGCCAUCUCCGCUUCUCUCCCGACGGUCAAGCAGCGAUCCGUCAGGAUUUACUGUCCGGAAUCUCAGGUUUGUACUAACUAACACUGCCGAAGUCGGAAGUGCGGAAAAAGGGUGCAAAAUGGUCGCUAAAAGAGUUCCGUUUUGCGGCCUUUAUUGAGCCUUUCUUUCUUGGUUCGGCUAAACAGCUUUAAAAACGGUGAAAAAAGGAUGCUGAAAGUUUUGACCAUGGGUGAUUUCCGAUUGUAUUACUGUAGCACCUUUUAGUGCAUAUACAGUCACUAAUAAAUAUUAUUCUCAAUUUAGAAAUGUUUUCUCAAAAGGGUCCAAAAAGGGUGAAUGAAGGCGAAAAAAGGCAGUAAAAAGGAAACCGUUUCCACCCGUUUAGGAACCAGUCUUGGAAACCUUUUGCACCCAUAGGUCCGUUAAGGCUUCUUCCGAUUUUUUCUAGGAAACGAAGAAGUAUUGGAUCGAAUUUACAGAUGCAACUGCCAAGUCAAUUGAAACGAAAAUUCGAGAAAGUCGACUCGCCCUUGAAAGCCGACGUCGUCUGGACUUCGGAUCAUUACCACGACUACGCGUUGGUUUUUUUUUUCUGAUAUAGGGUUUUCCUUGGAAAUAGCAAGCUCAUGUAUGAACUUUGGCAUGAUUUGGCAGAUUAAUAAGACACUCUUUAUCCACAGAAAAAAAAGACAAAAACUGGGGUCAAGAAUACUCAAAGAAUUAGUCCAGGGCAGGCUAGAUGGCCUAACUAAAACAUGAAAUUUCUUACAAAACUCGUUUAGAAACCCCUCCGAGCCAUAAGAUUUAUUAAAUAGAAUCUGUUUCAAACGUCCUUUUGAGAAAAUGAGAGCUCAAAACUCGCAAAUAGCCUUUAUUAGCAGAUUUUAAGGGUUUUCUUCGACUUUUCUCUGGGAAGUUUUGUGUCCAUCAAAGAAUUCUUUAACCAAUUUUUUGAAAAGUUCCUGACUCAUCCCAGCCUUUUGCGGUCGAAAAAAUACUUUGAAAAUGAACCGAACCCCGUGGUGGGAUCCAGCCGACGUAUGUCCUGACCACAAAGUGAAAUGACUUUCAUUGUCAAGAAAGUAGUCAUGACUUUAAUUUAGCAAAACAUGGGAAAAGGUUCUGAAUCAUUGCGUAUGAUCUUAGGAAGUUCGCCGAUGAGAACCCCUGCGGCCUGGUCAAUCAGUUCCCCUACGAAUCGACUUUGACGGUCAAAGAUUUGCUCGCGUCGGUGGCAAUGAAUGAAUACGACACGAAGAAGAUUGACUGGUACCCGGUGGGUUUGAUGGAAGAUGAACAAAAGUUUGUACGAUUCUUGUUUUCACUUAGAAUAUUUGAUUAACUGACCUUAAAAGAGCCUGAAUUUCAAUCUUUAUAGUUUGAUCCCAACUUUAAUAAUAAUAAUUUACUCACUCACAAAGUGAAAAGAAUAAAUAAGGUUAAGAACCGGUUUUAGGUCACCCUCACGAGUGACUUCACCGGAUAGGGAAUUUAUUGAAAGUUUGGUUGAGAAGUCACUUUAGGGAUUUUGAAUGAAGUUGUUUUUUUUUUCAGUUCUCUUGUUAUCUUUGAUCUGAAUGCAGGAUUAUUAAAAAAUGUUUUUUGUUAUAAAAAUAUUUAAUCCCCUUUCUGAAUCCAUUUUUCAGCUCACCUACAAUCUCAACACCGAACUUCCGCAAUUCGUGGCCCAUUUCCAGAAGCGACAAAAGAGGUUUUAGAAGCAUUUUAUUCAAACCUCACAAAAUGAAUUUCAAGCGGCCAAAGCAACAUUUGGAUCAUCAAACCGUGGAAUUUGGCCCGAGGCAUGGAUAUUCAUGUGACGGACGAUAUCGGAAAGAUUGUACGACUUGUCGAGUCGGGCCCGAAGGUAUGGGAGGAAAAAGGAGUUGUUUUAAAAAAAUUUAUCACGGGGAAAAAAGGGGCGGGGUCUUUUCAGGCUUCUCUAAAAAUUAUUUGUUCAAAAAAGCUUUGAGGGUCCGAGAAUCGAUUCGCAUAACUAUCCUAACAAAAAAACUGACUUCAAAGUUUUUUUAUAAAAAUAUGCACCAAAAAAACGAGCUAUGUCGCAGGGGGAGCGAUAUCGCGGAAAAUCUGCGGUAUCGCGUUCCAAAAAUAUUUUUUCCACUUUGCUUUUUUUUUUCUCUGUUUUGAUUCGUUCCAUUUUAGAAAGCUAAAAAAGAGCAAAAAAAAAAUGAGCUAUGUCGUAGGGGAGCGAUAUCGCGAACAAUUUGCGUUAUCGCGUUCCAAAAAUAUUUUUUCCUCUUUGCUUUUUUUUCUUUGUUUUGAUUCGUUUCAUCAUAGAGGGCUGAAAGAAGCAAGAAAAAAAAAAUGUUUUUGGAAUUUUAAAUGUAUAAGGAAGAGCGAAAUUGCAGCGAGACACUGAAAAUUUGGCUAUAUCAUCUUUGAAAAAAUUUGGGCUAUAUCGCCUGCGAUAUAGUCAGGUAUGUUGGGUGUACGACUUUUCGGAGCCUUUCAACACUAUCCCGCCAAAGAAAUCUUCAAAAAAAUGACAAAAAAAAAAGUUAGCGGCAAGAGGAUUCGAACUUUCAUCAUGGGCUCCGCGGCUAUCGCGUUAGCCAGUGCACCAAUCUGAUUUUUCAAGUCAAAUUUUAGGAAAUUCAGAAGUUUUUAGAUCGCCUGCGAGUACAUCUCCCGCCCGUUGCUGUUCCCUCGGCCAGACAUCAAGAAAAACGUCAAAUUCGACCUCCGGUUCAUCCUUUUCGUCCGCCAACUUCGCCCGGUCAUUGCCUUCACCUACAACAAGUUAUGGAUCCGAUUCUCUUUGAAGUAAGUUGAGAAACUUUUAUUCGGAAAAGAAAUAAAUCAGGGAGUUCAACUUGUCGCAGUUGGACUGCACCCGGACCCAUACUACCGUCUUCAACUACAGCGGCAAUGGGGAUCAAGUCUUCAAUGUGAGUGAAUCAGUCUUGUUUUCCCGAAAGGGUUACUGUAGGAUCCGCCUCAAGACCAUUUUUCGGGUGGAAAAUUCCAAAACCAAUCAUGGAUCUCUUAACUUUUAAGAGAAUGGAGUUCUAGUAGAAAAAAAAAAUAGAACUUUGAUGCGUUGAAUUUUAUCUCUCUAAUUAUUUUUAUGCUCUCGAGCGCGAACCGCUUUUAGUCGGGCGCGUCUAGAAACAACCUCUAGAGAUGCGCGAAUAUUUUCCCCAAGGUGAAGAAUUUAGUUUUUCUUAAAUAAUUCGCCAAAUUUCUGAAGCUUCAACAUAAACUGAUGGGAAAAGCUGGCAAAAAAUAACUUCACAGAAAAAAAAUAUCGAGAAGAUUCUAUUUUUUGGGAUCUACCGUUCAAAAAGUUGAACUUGGCUUUUAUAACCCAGGAAAAAAUUUCAGAUGCACUGCGAGGAAUUCAUACAAACUAUGGAAACGGCCUAUCCGAACUUGAAAUGGCCGACGGUCGAGCAGAAGGUUCAGAAGAUGUUCCGUGAGAUGCUGGAGCUCGUUUCGAAGUAAAAUAACAAUUAAUAAAAUGUUUAUGCAUUAAAAAAAGGAAAAAAUGGAUGAAGGCUCUCUCUUCUUUUUUUUCCCCCAAACUUUCGAAGAACUUUUAAAAAAAACUUCAAAGAUGAUGAAAAGUGCACUUUUUCCAGGAACGAUCCUCCUAAAGGCGUCGCGCCAAAUGCGCAGUCGCGAGCAAUGUAUGGCUGUGAUGUAAUGCUCGAAUCGGAUGAUAACGGUUCGUUUUCACUGUUUUGUUGAAUGAGUAAGAUGAACACAACUUGAAGCAAAUUUCUUAAAUGGAAAACUACUUGGGGCUUUUAAAAUGUGACAUUUGUAUAUAAACUCACAAUGUCAACGAUGAUUUAAACAAACGUAGAAAAGAAGCUUUCUGUAUUUUUUUCAGUAAGAAAUUUCGAACUUUUGAAACUAGAAAUUCGAAGAAAUGAAAGUUUUUCGUUGUUUGAUGAGUUCAAGCCCCUUUUCUUGAAGGAGAUCGCAACUUUAAUAAUGGUAUUGAGGGGAAGAGCCGUACUCAGCUUUUAGCUAUUCAGGACUUUCACGCUUUAAGCUAUUUAUAUUGUAGCUGAAACAAUUUUCAACUAGUUUUUAGGGCUUUUAAUGGAUCACAGUAAGUUUAAUGAAGGUCUCGAGGCGAAAAGUCAUUUUAGGUCACCCCUAACUUCUGCGCCUUUAAGUAAUGGGUUUUUUCUCAAAGCAAUUUUUAAUGAAUUAUCUAGGGUGUUAAAAGAGCAUAGUGAGUUUAAUAAAGGUCUCGAGGCGAAGAGCCGAUUAAAGUGCUAUAAUAAGUCAUGUACAAAUUUUAGUAGUUGAAUUUUUGAAAAAUCUUUUUUUCAUGCUCCACUCCAAGCUUAUAUAAACCUUCCAGCCGCUUCUUAUUUUCAGGAGAGGUGCAUCCGAAGUUGCUCGAGUGCAACUUUAUGCCCGACUGCAACCGCGCCUGUCAGUACUAUCCAGAUUUCGCCGACACCGCCUUCAAUACCUUGUUCUUCGACGAAAUUGACCCGUCCAAAGUCACCGCCAUUUAA